GGGUCAAUUCGUGAUGAAGUUCAUGAGACGAAUGUGGAGGUACACCGAGAAUUAAACGCCAUUGUCAUGAAUGGAGGAAAACAAAAGAAUAAUGACAAUGAUGAGGAAGGUGGUAGUAGCAAUCAUUAUAGCAUCGAAGAUAAAAAUGAGGAAGGUGGUAACAGUAAUAAUAAUAGCAUUGAAGAUAAAAAUAAGGAAGGUAGUAGGGAAGAAUAUGUAGAUGAAGACAAGAUAAUUAUACAUGACAUUCUUGAUUGUGGUAUAACAGCAACUCAGGCUGAACAAGAUAUUUUAAAAUUAUAUCACUCAAAUUUUGAUGAUUGUCCUGCCAUGGACCUUCAGCUAUAUUCAAAACUAUCCCUUUCAUUAGACCAAGAGUUGCAAGAUAAUAUUUUACAUGAAGUUUUUGAUGAAAUAGACAAUGACUAUAUAACAAAUGAAAUCCACAGUUUCCUCACUGACUUUUUUAAUGCUGAUCAUGGCAAACAAGGAUGGUGCGAAUCAGUUCGGAGAAUAGUCAUUAAUGAAAAGGAUUCAGAAUUACUGCAAUGUGCAAAAGAGUUGCUUAAAGGAACACUGGGGCAGUUUGUAAAGGCCUUUUCCUUGGAUGCAUUGAAUCCCUUAAGAGAUGUUAUGAUAUUAGAAAGACCACAUCUUAAUCAAUUCAUACACCUGCUAAUUGACAAUGUAUUAAUUAAUCACAUUUGUGGUGAAAUUUCUUUGCAAGGAAAAGCAAAAGUCAUGGCAGAUGGUGUUGGAUACCUUAAUGAU
Molecule: messenger RNA, 771 nt
Organism: Paraglomus occultum
Lineage: Eukaryota; Fungi; Glomeromycota; Glomeromycetes; Paraglomerales; Paraglomeraceae
Source: the annotation of a GenBank genome assembly